This is a messenger RNA of Cetraspora pellucida, 131 nucleotides long. The record is from the annotation of a GenBank genome assembly. NCBI's taxonomy places the organism in Eukaryota, Fungi, Glomeromycota, Glomeromycetes, Diversisporales, Gigasporaceae.
CCUUAUUCUGUGAUAUAGGCUUUUCUGGUCAUGUUUUAUUUAAACUUGUUUGGGCGCCUACUCCUGGUCUUUUGUGUGGAUACAUGGCUUGGUCAAACGUGUUUUUUGCUCUUUCUUCAAUAUUUUUUAUC